This is a messenger RNA of Megalopta genalis, 1423 nucleotides long. Lineage: Eukaryota; Metazoa; Arthropoda; Insecta; Hymenoptera; Halictidae. The record is from RefSeq and is a predicted model, not a curated record.
AUGAAAUACAUGGGCAUCUGGCCGGAGGAAAGGCAUUGGUACCUGCCAUCGAGCUACGUGAUCCUGAUCCCGGUUCUAAUGAUGCUAUGCUUCUGCUGCAUCCCCCAGACCGCCAACAUCCCCGUUGUUUACAGCGACAUGUACAUGCUGGUGGAGAAUUUGUCGAUGGCGAACAUCUCGAUCACGAUCUCGAUGCUGAAGACGACCAUCUUCUGGGCUAACGGGAAAUCAAUAAAGUCUCUGCUGAAGUGCAUGGCCAGCGACUGGAACCGGCGGUUGAGUUCCAGCGACCGCAAGAUCAUGACGGACAUCGCGAAGAUCACGAGGAAGACGAUCCUGACGAGCACCGUGGCGGUCAACAUUAUGGUGAUCGCGUAUGUCGUUCGGUAUACGUUCAUCGCGAUGUACACGGAUCGCAAGCUGUUCUUCCAUGCCUACUUUCCGUACGACGUAAAGGCCAGCCCGAACAUUCAGCUGACCGUCGCCGCCCAAUUGAUAGGCGGCAUUUAUGCUGCUGGCUGCUACACGGCGGUCGACACCUUCAUCGCCAUGCUGAUCCUACACGUGUGCGGACAGCUGACUAUACUGAAGCAUGACAUUAUGAAUCUCCGAGAGGACGGGGACGAAAAGCUGCGGGUCGUCCUGGGGAGGAUCAUUGAGAGGCAUGAGUAUAUUAACGCGUCAGUAUUAAGAAAUCUACGGCUUCAUUCUUAUUGUCAUACUUAUGAGUCCAGAAAGAAGUGGAUUAGGUUCGCGGGAACAAUAGAAAACUGUUUCAACGCGAUGCUGCUGCUUCAGAUGCUCGGUUGCACGCUGCAGCUCUGUUUUCAGUGUUUCCAAGUUAUUAUGGUACGAACAAUGGUACCUAUUUAUGAAACGAAUGUGGAAUACGACGUAUGGAAUAACAGUGAAGAAAUAUUUGAAUUGCAGACAUUCAGCGACGAAGACAAGAAUCUUAUGUCCGUUCAAAUCUCUUUUCUGUCGAUCUAUGUAAUUUACAUCAUGGCACAGUUAUACUUGUAUUGUUACGUAGGCGACAGACUCACAAUUGAGGGAAGGCAGAUAGCCAACGCAGCGUACAACUGCGCAUGGUACAAUCUGUCGGCUAAUAAUGCCAGGCUAUUGAUAAUUAUUAUGUGUCGUGAUUUAUUACCACUGCGGAUCACAGCGGGCAGGUUUUGUUCCUUCACUUUGCAGCUUUACUCCGAAAUCUUAAAAAGGUCGAUGGGUUACAUUUCUGUAUUGUACACAAUGCAGAACAAAUAGAAGAAAUCAUUUUAAAAAUGCCGUUCCGUUUUGCUAUGUUUCUGUUCUCCACAGUCCAAAGGAAAUUCGGAACACUAAGAAUCAAUUGCGUUAGACACACGUUCAUAUAGAAUUGUAUUUAACGUAAAAUAAAGUACACACCGCGACAAAACUAUAA